CGUCUCUGUCUGAAUCUUGGUCUCUUUGACGCGCUGGAGAAGUUCCACUCAGUGCCCCUAACUUUUCAUCGUAUUUUACUCUUUCUUCUUUUUGUUGGUGUUUUCUUCCAUUUUUGGUCUGAUAUCCGGCAUAGCAGAAGAGAGAAGGAAGAUUCCACAGUAGACUGCAGUCUCCAUUUCCAAAAGCAGAGCUAUUGUUAAUCAUGGAUUCGAUAACUGCAUACGAGGCGACUAACUAGACUGCUUCUAAAUGAUCUGCAAGUCUGUAAUCUGAGAUUUGCGAGAUCGGUAUUUUGGAUCGGUAGCUGAAGUACGAGAGGUCAAGUGAUUUUUUUGUUUUUCAGUAUGGGGAGUUAUAUGAAGGAGUUCUCGGAGGUAAAGGCGAAGAACUCGUCGGAGGAGGCGUUGCAGCGGUGGAGGAAAGCGUGUUGGCUGGUGAAGAAUCAUAAGAGGAGAUUUCGAUUCACUGCUAAUCUCUCCAAGCGCUUCGAAGUUCGCGAGAUCCAGAAAUCCAAUCAGGAGAAGCUUAGAGUUGCAGUCUUAGUCUCCCAAGCAGCCCUUAGUUUCGUUCAAGGUAUCAGCUACAAGGUACCAGAUGCAGUGAAGGGAGCAGGUUUUGAAAUAUGUGCUGAUGAGUUAGGAUCGAUUGUUGAGGGCCAUAAUUCAAGGAAGUUAAAAGUUCAUGGUGGUCUUGAGGGUAUUGCAGACAAGCUCUCUACUUCACUGAACAAUGGAAUCAAUAUUUCUGAGGAGUCCCUUAAUCGCAGAAGAGAAACAUAUGGAAUUAAUAAGUUCACUGAGAGCCCAGCAAAGGGAUUUUGGCUUUUUGUAUGGGAAGCCCUGCAAGAUACUACCCUCAUGAUACUUGGCGUAUGUGCCCUUGUCUCUCUAAUUGUUGGAAUUGCAACAGAAGGAUGGCCAAAAGGUGCUCAUGAUGGACUUGGGAUUGUUGCCAGUAUUCUUCUUGUUGUGUUUGUCACUGCUACAAGUGAUUUUAAACAGUCGUUACAGUUCAAGGAUUUGGAUAAGGAGAAGAAAAAGAUUACUGUUCAGGUAACUCGAAAUGGGUACAGACAAAAGAUUUCCAUAUUCGAUUUACUAUCUGGUGACAUCGUUCAUCUUGCCAUUGGGGAUCAGGUCCCAGCUGAUGGACUCUUUGUUUCAGGUUAUUCCUUGUUAAUAAAUGAAUCUAGUUUAACAGGAGAGAGUGAACCAAUAAAUGUAACCUGUGAAAAUCCUUUUCUCCUAUCUGGAACUAAAGUUCAGGACGGAUCCUGCAAAAUGCUAGUUACCACUGUCGGAAUGAGAACUCAGUGGGGCAAAUUGAUGGCUACUCUUAGUGAAGGAGGCGAUGAUGAAACCCCCUUGCAAGUUAAACUGAAUGGAGUGGCUACAAUUAUUGGAAAAAUAGGUCUGUUUUUCGCUGUUGUCACCUUUGCUGUCCUGGUGCAAGGACUGUUUAGCCGCAAGAUGAAUCAGGGUUCGCACUGGAGCUGGUCUGGAGAUGAUGCCCUGGAAAUGCUGGAAUAUUUCGCGAUUGCAGUAACAAUUGUUGUGGUUGCUGUUCCUGAGGGUUUGCCUUUAGCUGUUACCUUGAGCCUUGCAUUUGCCAUGAAGAAGAUGAUGAAUGACAAGGCACUUGUACGUCAUUUGGCUGCUUGUGAGACCAUGGGAUCUGCCACAACUAUUUGUAGUGACAAGACUGGAACGCUAACUACUAAUCACAUGACUGUUGUAAAAGCAUGUAUUUGUGGGAAAAUAAAAGAAGUUAGUAGCUCUGUUAAAACUUCUGCUUUUUGCUCAGACAUUCCUGAUUCUGUUGUGAAAAUGGUUCAGAGGUCGAUAUUCAACAACACUGGUGGAGAUAUAGUCACGACUCAAGAUGGGAAAAUUGAGAUCCUUGGUACACCCACUGAGACUGCAAUUCUGGAAUUUGGACUCUUUCUUGGAGGAGAUUUCCAAGCAGAGCGACAGGCCUCAAAGCUUGUCAAAGUUGAGCCAUUUAAUUCCACUAAGAAGCGCAUGGGUGUGGUCUUGGAGCUACCUGGUGAAGGUUUUCAGGCGCAUUGCAAAGGUGCAUCUGAGAUUAUCUUGGCAGCAUGUGAUAAGGUACUGGACUCAACUGGCGAGGUUGUUCCCCUGGAUGAAUCAUCAAUGAAUCAUUUGAAGGAUACAAUUGAACAUUUUGCAAGUGAAGCUCUUAGAACCCUAUGCAUUGCAUACAAGGAUAUUGGUGGUGACUUCUCUGCUGAAAAUCCUAUUCCCUUUGAGGGUUAUACUUUGAUAGGAAUUGUGGGCAUUAAAGAUCCAGUUCGCCCCGGAGUCAAGGAGUCAGUUGCAAUUUGUAGGUCAGCCGGCAUUGUGGUCCGGAUGGUCACAGGAGAUAACAUAAACACCGCUAAGGCAAUAGCUAGGGAAUGUGGAAUACUGACUGAUGAUGGCAUUGCUAUUGAGGGCCCAGAAUUUCGGAAGAAAAGUGAAGAGGAGCUGCAGGAACUCAUCCCAAAACUACAGGUAAUGGCGCGCUCUUCACCAAUGGAUAAGCAUACUCUGGUGAGACAUCUAAGAUCCACAUUUCAGGAGGUUGUUGCUGUGACAGGAGAUGGAACAAAUGAUGCUCCUGCACUUCAUGAAGCAGAUAUUGGUCUUGCAAUGGGAAUUUCUGGAACUGAGGUGGCCAAAGAGAGUGCUGAUGUUAUAAUUCUGGAUGACAAUUUCUCCACUAUUGUUACUGUGGCGAAAUGGGGCCGCUCAGUUUAUGUUAACAUUCAAAAAUUUGUUCAAUUUCAGCUUACAGUUAAUGUAGUUGCUCUAAUUGUCAACUUCUCUUCAGCAUGCUUGACAGGCAAUGCUCCCCUUACCGCUGUUCAACUUCUAUGGGUCAACAUGAUCAUGGAUACACUGGGAGCACUUGCGCUGGCCACUGAGCCUCCAACAGAUGAGUUAAUGAGGAGAUCACCAGUUGGACGCAAAGGAAACUUCAUCAGCAAUGUCAUGUGGAGGAAUAUCUUGGGGCAGUCCAUUUAUCAGUUCGUUAUCAUAUGGUAUCUGCAAACAUCCGGAAAAGCAGUGUUCCAUCUUGAUGGCCAAGAAUCAGAUUUAAUUCUUAACACACUCAUUUUCAACUCAUUCGUCUUUUGCCAGGUUUUCAACGAGAUAAGCUCCAGAGACAUGGAGAAGAUAAACGUCUUCAGAGGCAUACUCGACAACUACGUUUUUGUGGGUGUACUUAGCUGCACUGUCCUCUUCCAAAUCCUUAUCGUUGAAUUCCUGGGCACAUUUGCCAACACCUAUCCUCUAACGUGGCAGCAAUGGUUGGCUAGCAUUCUGCUUGGAUUUCUUGGCAUGCCUAUUGCUGCUGCUAUAAAGAUGAUCCCUGUAGGAUUGAGGUAAAAUCCACUUCUGCUGGUGUUGGUAUAAGGGUUUUGAGGGCUUAGAACUGGAAUUAGGAAUACUUAAACAGUUGCAAGUAUGCCUUAACACUUCUAAUUCCAAUUCUAUGAUUCGAAACUCAAUGGAUCAAAUACACUGUCAGUAGCUUCUGAGACAAAAACUUCAAAAUGGAGAUAAAAUUCCAACAUGGUUACAGCUACAGAAUCAAUCCAAUAUCGAUUCUAUGGCUACAUUCAAGUGCUACAUGCAUCUGCAGAAGGACGACCAAUUUUGUAAUCAACAUUCUAGAGUUAUUCGGAUAUUUGGUUUUGAAGUACUGACAGAACUAAUCAAUUUCAGUUGCCUUACCAAGGUAUCAGGACUUUGAAUUUAUUGCAUUACUGCAGAUGUAUGUAAUCAGGAUGUUCCAUUUUUUAUCACUACAGUGAUCAUUUUUUCCUUGGAUUCUGAAAGUUUUUGACAUGUAAGAUAUCCUUCUCUUAUUUCAAGGAUAUUACCUUGCAGAUUGGACAAUUUUUACCGGUUUUUUA
Molecule: messenger RNA, 3923 nt
Organism: Sesamum indicum (sesame)
Lineage: Eukaryota; Viridiplantae; Streptophyta; Magnoliopsida; Lamiales; Pedaliaceae
Gene: ACA1
Product: autoinhibited Ca2+-ATPase 1
Biological process (GO): calcium ion transmembrane transport
Cellular component (GO): intracellular membrane-bounded organelle; plasma membrane
Molecular function (GO): ATP binding; P-type calcium transporter activity; calmodulin binding
Source: RefSeq, a predicted model, not a curated record